Messenger RNA from Trichechus manatus latirostris (Florida manatee), 1662 nucleotides. It is a transcript of the gene RWDD2A, whose product is annotated as RWD domain containing 2A. The transcript has 3 exons. Bases 229 to 1275 code for a protein of 348 amino acids. Gene Ontology annotation, molecular function: protein binding. The record is from RefSeq and is a predicted model, not a curated record. Lineage: Eukaryota; Metazoa; Chordata; Mammalia; Sirenia; Trichechidae.
GCGCGUGCGGAACUGAGGUUCCGCUUCUGCGUGUGCUCUGUGGCUGUUUCCAUUGAAUGACCUGGAAGGGUGAUGCCUGGGGCUGUACGGCGAACCACCCCGCAGUGGACCGGGGAUGGGGCUGAGGGUCGGGGGCCGUUAUAGCACUGCCGCCGGCAGAUACGCAGCUUCUGCCUCUAAACUUGGGCCUUAGGAGUAGGCAGGCAGCCGUGGUCCUGCGUGGGGUAAAUGAGCCCUGAUUUGGAGUCUCGGCCACACUCUUGCUGCAAAACGCUCCAGCAGAACUGCUGCCACGUAAAAGGUACCUUCGGGAAAUUUCGCUGGACGCCGCUGACGUUGACAAACCCAGUACCCCUGGGAGUUUCUCAGGCUUCCGGAAACGUUGAUCCAGGCAACAUGUCGGCUUCAGUGAAAGAAUGCCUUCAGCUUCAGCUACUGGAGAUGGAAAUGUUGUUUUCUAUGUUUCCUAACCGAGGAGAAAUAAAGCUUGAAGAUGUAAAUGCCUUGACGCAUGUAAAGAGAUACUUGGAAGGCAAAAGGGAGGCCCUGCCACCAAAAAUCGAAUUUGUGAUUACACUCCAGAUUGAGGAGCCCAAGGUGAAAAUUGAUUUGCAAGUAACCAUGCCUCACAGCUACCCCUAUGCAGCGCUGCAGCUGUUUGGACGGGCAUCUGAGCUUGACAGGCAACAGCAGCUACUUCUCAACAAAAGUCUCACUUCUUAUAUAGAGACUUUUGAUCAAGGUGAGCUCUGUGUAUGUGCAGCAAUUCAGUGGAUACAGGACAAUAGCGCAUCCUAUGUCUUGAACAAAAAGCUCGUUCAUGAACCAUCUGCACAAGUAAAGCAAGUCAAGAACACAUUCCUCCGAAUGUGGAUCUACAGCCACCAUAUAUAUCAGCAGGACCUAAGGAAGAAGAUUUUGGAUGUUGGGAAAAGGUUAGAUGUGACUGGGUUUUUCAUGACAGGAAAGCCUGGUAUAAUCUGCGUAGAGGGCUUCAAAGAGCACUGUGAGGAAUUCUGGCACACAAUUAGGUAUCCCAAUUGGAAACACAUUUCCUGUAAGCAUGCUGAAAGUAUCGAAACUGAAGGAAAUGGGGAAGAUCUACGCCUUUUCCAUUCUUUUGAAGAAUUACUCCUUGAAGCCCAUGGUGACUAUGGAUUAAGGAAUGACUAUCACAUGAAUCUGGGCCAGUUCUUAGAAUUUCUCAGAAAGCAUAAAAGCGAGCAUGUUUUUCAGAUAUUAUUUGGUAUUGAAAGCAAAAAUUUGGAAUCCUAGGAGGCUACUAAGAAGCUUGUAAUUUCACUAAGUGUUUCUGUUAAUAAGACCAAAAUAAAAGGGCAGGUGGCAGUUUAGCAUCCUCUGUGAGAAAUCUAGCUUCAGAAUUUUCACCUAAUAGUGAAACAGACCUUUUAACUUUACAACAGUGCAAUUGUGAUGUUACCUCCACGUUCUUGUUAAAUUAUAUGAAAACUACUUAUUGUAAGUUAAUAAAAACUAUCAGUUUAACUAGUGAAGCUGAUUGAUUAAAGAGAAGUCCAAAGCCCACAAUUAAUGUCAAAAAUCAAAUUGCAGUUACAAAUUCACAAAUACAAAUAACAUUUCUCCCUAUCAUGAUGCUAGUGCACAAGUGACAGACCAGAUUUUCUUUGAUUACUGGCAAUG